AUGCGUCUGACUCAAUCCUUGAUCCUUCUCUCUACGUUCGCCCUCCUUCCCGCCGCAUGGCCGACGAUGCAUCAAAGACGGUCCGUCUUGGCCAGAGGCGACGAACCCCCUACUCUGAAUGGCCUUGUGAGAGAAUAUGACAAACUUUCGCCGGCUGAGAUCGAUAUGCUUCUUCCCCGCCUCAGCCACAAAGAGCAUGAGAAACUUCACCACUGUGUGGCAUCUGAAGACGCCUGUACGGGACAUUUACUCGACCUUGCGAGACAUGCCCAAGAGCUCGGUCUAUUGGAGUCUUUCAACAAUCACCGCUAG
This is a messenger RNA of Aspergillus bombycis, 312 nucleotides long. RefSeq lists its product as uncharacterized. Bases 1 to 312 code for a protein of 103 amino acids. The transcript has a single exon. The record is from RefSeq and is a predicted model, not a curated record. NCBI's taxonomy places the organism in Eukaryota, Fungi, Ascomycota, Eurotiomycetes, Eurotiales, Aspergillaceae.